Messenger RNA from Temnothorax curvispinosus, 1397 nucleotides. It is a transcript of the gene Tpi, whose product is annotated as triosephosphate isomerase. Gene Ontology annotation, molecular function: triose-phosphate isomerase activity. The record is from RefSeq and is a predicted model, not a curated record. Bases 203 to 949 code for a protein of 248 amino acids. Gene Ontology annotation, cellular component: cytosol. Gene Ontology annotation, biological process: gluconeogenesis; glyceraldehyde-3-phosphate biosynthetic process; glycerol catabolic process. The transcript is spliced from 4 exons. NCBI's taxonomy places the organism in Eukaryota, Metazoa, Arthropoda, Insecta, Hymenoptera, Formicidae.
GGGGUCGAGGGGUAAGAGAUCGUGAAAUCUGGAGCCUCGGUUCUCGGGCGGGGCGAGGCGAGGGGCGAGAGGAGCGUUAUUUGUUCACCUUGGCGCCCGCGUGCGAAGGUCGAAAGAGUAGAUCGUGGACGCGGAGUAGGUAGGUAGGUAGGUAGGUCGGCUGAUCGCACCCCAAGUGUCACGAGACGUGCAAACGAGAAAAAUGGGACGCAGAUUCUUCGUUGGCGGUAACUGGAAGAUGAACGGCACAAAGAGCGAGAUUGGUGACAUUGUCGCGUUUCUCAAGACCGGGCCACUCGAUCCUAAUGUCGAGGUUGUAGUUGGCGUUCCAUCGAUAUAUCUCACGUACGUGACCUCCAUCGUCCCUAGCAACGUUAGCGUUAGUGCGCAGAACGCGUACAAAGUUCCUAAAGGAGCGUUUACCGGUGAAAUUAGCCCGGCUAUGCUUCUGGACAAUGGCGUUCCCUGGGUAAUUCUUGGCCACUCCGAGCGUCGAAACGUCUUUGGCGAAACGGACGAGUUAAUUGCGGAGAAAGUUGCGCAUGCCUUGGAAGCUGGAUUGAAGGUGAUCGCGUGUAUAGGCGAGAAAUUGGAGGAGCGCGAGGCGGGAAAGACCGAGGAAGUGGUCUACAGACAAACCAAGGCGAUAGCGGAUAAAAUUAAAUCUUGGGACAACGUGGUCUUGGCUUACGAACCAGUAUGGGCGAUCGGCACCGGUAAAACCGCGUCGCCGCAGCAAGCGCAAGAGGUUCAUGACAAAUUACGUGAGUGGUUGUCCAAGAAUGUCAAGUCCGACGUCGCGCAAACUCUGCGAAUUAUCUACGGUGGUUCCGUAACAGCAGCCAACGCCAAAGAUUUGGCAAAGGAGAAGGACAUUGAUGGAUUUUUGGUCGGCGGCGCGUCAUUGAAGCCUGAAUUUGUACAAAUCGUCAAUGCUCGUGCUUGUUGAACACGCACGAGAUUACAAAUUAUAUCGCAUAUCGAAUGAAAUUGAUUUCUCUAUUAGGAUUACGCGCAUCAAGUUGCGUAUUACGUUUCUGACAAUGAGAAGAAAACGGAUUAUACAUAUACAUAUUAUACAUAUAUAUCCGUUCCGUGCGAUUAAAUGAAUUCUUCAAAUGAGGGUUCUGUCUUCACAUAUUUUCAUGCCAAGUUCUUAAGCUCUUGCAACGUAGCCACGUUAUUAGGGAUGUUGCGUUGUCGUUGUGUCGAACGAUUGUUAUACAUGUAAUUCUUACAAAAAAAAGUACGAGAUGUAUUUACGGUACUGCAAAAGAUGUACUCGAAGAUGAAAGAUUAAUACAUCAUCUAGCAGCUUGUCUUUGUAUAGUAACGUCGAUAGUGCGUAACGCAAAUUCGGAAAUAUUGUAAAAAGUAAUAAAUAAAUGUGGAAAGAA